Molecule: messenger RNA, 1995 nt
Organism: Scaptodrosophila lebanonensis
Lineage: Eukaryota; Metazoa; Arthropoda; Insecta; Diptera; Drosophilidae
Gene: comm2
Product: protein commissureless 2
Exons: 2
Coding region: 454-1479 (341 amino acids)
Biological process (GO): axon guidance
Source: RefSeq, a predicted model, not a curated record
CAUGCCUACACACACACACACACACAAUGACAAAGUCUUUGCCUGCUGGUGCGUAGCCAAGCGACAAAUGAGCAGCAAGAGAGGGAGAGAGGUUGAGAGAGAGAGUUUUUCCACAGCUACUAGGCUACCUGUGCAUUCUUAAGCGCGCUCACUGAGUGAGUCUUGGUGCGUUGAGAGCGAGUGCGAAUGGAGUGGAGUGAGUGCGAUCGUUAUCGAGCGACGAACUGAGCUCAAGCGGCCCAGCAGCACACUCUGUUUGCCAGCUGAACACAGUUUGUUUGUAGACGCCGUGAGAGCUGGUUGCGUAUGCGUCCAGAGAUUAAAAAGUGAACGAACCUGGUCUAACAGAUACAAAGAUACAACGGCAAUCGGCCAGAGUGAAAGUGUUGUGGAUAACCUGCAGAUAUCAGUCAAAAAUAUUUCGUACACAUACGUCGUGCAUAAAUAGACAGAAUGGAGGACGUGCCACGCGCAUUGAAUUACGAAUUGUCGCAUGAUUUGCACUUCGAGAAUUUCGCCGGUGCCGCACAAAAAAUACUAGAGAACGGAAAAGACGCCGCUGAGGCCUCAACACCCACUAUUACCACAUUGGAGGCCCUGGCCAAUAACGAAUUCUUCCAAAAGCUCGGAGCCACCUUCAUCAAUUCCCUACAACUGAAGCAUCAGCAACAGAACUCAAGUGAAGCAGCAAUGGAUUUUGAAUUUGCCUCGAACCAUGUCGUCCUGGACUCGUCCAGCGUCGAUCAACUGCAGCAGCAGUUGGAGUAUGACAAGUUCAUGAACGAGGUCUGGAUUGGAAUUGUGUUCACGCUGAUACUGAUCUCCAUGAUAUUUUGCAUCUGCUCGUGCUUCUUGUACCAUCAGUUCAGGACGUGGAAACGCAAUUAUCACAACAAUGCCAGCAGUAGCUCGCAAUGCACCAUCAUCGAUAUCGAGGCACUGAAAUUACAGCCCGAAAACGAGGAUCCAGUGCCAGAGUACACUCUAGUAUCGGGUCUGCCCAGCUACGAGGCUGCCCUGGAGCUGUUGCAUAAAACACCGCAAUCUUCGUGCUUGAUUGUCUAUCCAAGCGUGUUCAAUGUAUUCAAUAGACAUGAAAGAGCAGCAACAACAACAGCAGCAGCAACAGCAACAUCAGCAGAAGCAACUGCAAUAGCAAGCAGACAAUUGAGCGAAGUUGGGCUGGUAAUGCCACAAUCACCACAAGCUGCACAAACUUCACAAUUGUUGUGCGAGGCAACAAUGCCAUUGCUGGCAUCAACAACACCAACAUUACCAGCAACAGCAACAUCAGCAGCAACACCAACAGCAACACCCACAUGUGAAACUAUUAAGCCUAAUUUUGUAAUGCCAAUUGUGCCAAGUUAUAGCGAGGUAUUUGGCAGCUACAAAACCAUAGAUGAGAAGCCACGCACACAGAGCUCGAGGCACAUGAAAGAAGACUCGCUGAUGCAUAAAAAUCAAAACGAUAAAUGCUGAUUGGCAUUUGUGUUGGUGUAUCUUUUGUGUGUUGAUUUGUAAAACAUAACUAGCUAUCUCAUCGAUACCAACUCUAACUGUGCUCUGUGAUAUAUACAUACCUAUGUACAUACAUACAUACAUACAUACAUACAUACAUACUCGUACAUACAAAGCUUGUCAGAGAAUUGUGUUUGUUGUUGCUGGACGGCAGCCCUCGCCUCAACGACUCGAUUCGAUCGCAUUCAAACGAAUAUGGGACACCACAUUUCCAUGGAACUCUGCUGCAUUGAUACUAUGUAGGAAUAUUAUACCAUACUAUUAAUAAUUUAUGUUAAGCCACAAACUUUUGUUAAAACUGACGCUGUGAUUAUGAAAAGACGUUACUAAACAAAUGAAAAUACGAUCAAAGUUAAUUGAAUGAAAUGCUAGCUCAAUCAAUCCCUCAAUGUACUUAUAUAUGCAUAUACUUAACUUAAUGCUUAUGCAACUAGUUAGGUUUUGUGUAUAUAAUAUAGCUUGUUAUUUAGCUUUUAA